CCUUCUUUGCUGGCAGGUCAAAUUUGUACCAUUCUUGAACUGCAGUGACAGUCCAUCCACACAACAUCAUUCUGGUGUCCUCUGGUGACCUUUGAACCCACACGACAUCAAAUUUCUAUCUACCAUUGUUGCGUGUUAUCCAUUAAACUUACCUGCUUUUUGACUCGAGCACAAACAGACUCCCACUCUUCCUCAGAAGCUAUGUAUGGAAGAGGCCUGGGUUUCCAAGCAACCGAGUGAUAAUCAGGAGGAUAAGGGCCUGAUGUGAGCAUGGUGCAGCAGGGCGCACUUAGUGAUCUGCCAACCUGAGCGAACCAGGACCAGUGAUGGAAAUGCAAAUGGAUUCUAUUUUUAUGUCGCUUUCGGAUGCAGGUAGGAGAUGAUCUGCCAGCUGAGGCUGGAGUAAUGGAGCUGUUUACCACGGUGAAGGCCUCUCCGUCAGAGGCUUAUUUUUCCUGAUCUGUGAAAUUCUGAUUUAAUUCGAUUCGAAUAAUAAUUUAGGAAGAAGUGAAUCAAAUGAUCGUCUUAAAUGACCACUGAUGUGUCCCUGCCGACGCACCGAUCACUGUGGCCCUCAGCAGGAAGCUGUGCUGCGCCUCCAGGCCUUCGUGCGUCAGGUGCUCUCGUUAAUAAAUGACAGAUUUGGAGAGGCAUGCGGGGGGUUCACAGCUGACUGACUGCUCCGCGCACAGUCCCGUUUAAGUCUCCAAGCAUGGCGAGGUGAAGGUCACUGAGAUCAGGAAUCAUGAGUGGGCUUUUCGCCCUCUUGACAUUUCUCGCCCUUAGUUCUUCAGACGCGAAGCCCCACGCUGGGUUGAAGACGUGGGGCCGCUUCAGCAAGCUGCCCUACCCCGGAGACAAGGCUUUCCUCUACGAUACCUUCCCCAGCGACUUCAUGUGGGCGGUGGGCACGGCGGCGUACCAAGUGGAGGGGGCGUUCGAGAAGGACGGUAAGGGGCUCUCCAUCUGGGACACCUUUACGCGCGGCGGGAACCGCAUGGCCACCGGGGACGUGGGCAGCGACAGCUAUCACAACAUCCACGCUGACAUCAGAGCGAUCCGCCAGCUCGGGGUGACCCACUACCGGUUCUCCCUCUCCUGGUCCAGAAUCUUCCCAAACGGGACGCGCGGAAGCUACAACGAAAUCGGCACCAACUACUACCGGACGCUCAUCAAGAGGCUGAAGGAGAUCCGCGUCCAGCCGGUGGUCACCCUCUACCACUGGGACCUACCCGAACACCUCCAGCAGAGCCUGGGCGGCUGGAGCAACCCGGAGAUGGUGGAGAUUUUUAAGGACUAUUCUGAUUUCUGUUUCCAUGCGUUUGGGAAUGACGUGAAGUACUGGAUCACCAUCGAUAACCCGUUUGUGGUUGCGCAGCACGGAUACGGAACCGGGGUGGUCGCUCCCGGGAUAAAGAAUGACCCCGAUCUCCCAUUUCGGGUUGGACACAACUUGCUCAAGGCUCAUGCAGCUGCGUGGCAUCUCUACAACCGCCGCUAUCGGCCUCGGCAGCAGGGAAAGCUCUCCAUGGCGCUGGCCUCUCACUGGAUCAAGCCCCGCCGAACCCGCCUGGAGAGCCUGCGGGAGUGCCAGUGCUCCCUGGACCACGUCCUGGGCUGGUUCGCCCGGCCGCUGUUUGCAGACGGAGACUACCCUCCCUGCAUGAGGGAGCGGCUCGGCUCGCGCCUGCCGUCCUUCACCCAGGAGGAGAGAGAGCAGGUGAGGGGAACCGCUGACUUCUUCGCCCUGUCCCACGGGGCUACGCUGAGCUUCCAGCUCAUCAACGACAGCCUGAAGUUUGGGCAGCUGGAGGACCUGGACCUGAGGAUGCUUCUCUACUGGAUCAAUGCAGAGUAUGACAAACCACCCAUCUUUGUGGUGCAGAGUGGUUGGUACGUCCUUGGAAACACGAAGACAGAAGACCCCAAACACAUGUACUACCUCAAGAGGUUCAUAGCAGAGGCGCUUAAAUCGAUCAUCAUAGAUAGAGUGAACGUGAUCGGAUACACAGCCUGGUCCCUUACUGACGGCUUUGAGUGGCACAGAGAAUAUGGGAUUCGCCGUGGACUGUACUACGUCGACUUCAACACUCCUGACAUGAAGAGGGAGCCAAAGACAUCCGCUACCUUCUACAGAAACGUCAUCCAUAAGAAUGGAUUCCCUGAACUUCCAGAGAACAGACCAGCACAAGGAAUGUUCCCGUGUGAUUUUGCAUGGGGUGUAUCGGCCAACUCCAUCCAGGUGGAGACAACUCCCACCCAGUUUGCAGAUCCCAAUGUUUACCUGUGGAACAUUUCCAACAACGGAGAGCUGAUCAAGCUGGAGGGCUUGAGUGCGCCACCUUUACACCGAGCCACACAUUGUGCUGAUUAUGCCACAAUCCGCCAGCAGGUGGAUGAAAUCAGGCAGGUGGGGGUAAACCACUUCCACUUUUCCCUCAACUGGUCUGCUCUGGUGCCCACAGGUGACGUGGCUUAUCCCAACACCACCCUGCUGGGAUAUUACCGCUGCUUUACCCGUCAGCUGGUGCAGGCCAACGUCACACCUGUGGUCACCCUUUGGCACCACACGCGGCAGCGCAGCAACCUGCCAACCCCGCUCGACACUGCCAACGGGUGGCUCAACAGUAAGACACCAAAGGCCUUUGCAGACUAUGCCAGGCUUUGCUACAGAGAAAUGGGGGCCCAUGUAAAGAUGUGGAUCACCUUGAAUGAACCCAAUGAUGAGAUGGUGAGCUAUCAGGAGGGCCACCAGAUGCUGCUGGCUCAUGCUCUGGCCUGGCGCGCCUACGACCAGGAGUUCAGACAAACGCAAAGAGGACAGGUGUCUCUGGCUCUGCACAUGGACUGGGUGGAGCCGGCAUUUUCCUUCAGCCGAGAGGACGUGGAGCCGGCGAAAAGGGUUUUGGAUUUCUGCGUCGGCUGGCUGGCCGAGCCGAUCUUCGGCAGUGGCGAUUAUCCUGUGGGAAUGAGGAGCUGGCUGCGACAGCUCAACUCUCUUGAAUUGCCUGUUUUCAACGAGGAGCACAGACAGCUGGUCAGAGGCACGUAUGACUUUUUCGCUAUGAGUCACUUCAGUACCAAGCUUGUGACUCACGCCAAGGAAGACUCAUACACUUACACAGAGAUGCUUGAGGUUCAGCACAUGAUAGACACAACAUGGAUCAUGUCACCCAGGCCCGUCGUGCCCUGGGGGCUGAGGAAGGCUCUAAACUGGGUAAAGCAGCACUACAGCGAUGUACCCAUCUAUGUAAUGGCUAACGGAGUCCAGGAAGACCCAGCCCGUUUCAAAGACUCCCUGCGAGUUUAUUACCUCUAUAACUACAUUAACGAGGCACUUAAAGCAUUUACUCUGGAUGGUGUCAACCUGAAGGGUUACUUUGCCUACGCCCUGAACGACCAAAGAGACCCGGGGUUCGGCCUUUACGGUCAGGUCCACGAGGAGGUCAUCGUCAAGGCCUCCCUUUCCAACUAUCGCAACAUCAUCCAGCACAACGGGUUCCCGAUUCCCGGAGCGUCUCCACAGCAGUGUCCCGCGCCGCCACAGCCCUGCCCCGGCUGCCACAUCCUCAUCAGGAGGCCCGUCGUGGGCUUCUUGACUCUAGUGGGCUCAGGAGUUCUGAUUACGCUGGGCCUCAUCAUUUACUACACCACCAAGAGGCACAGGGAGUAUUACUGAGGAAGGGAUGCAGACCAGGCUGCCGGUUCAACAGUUCUUAUGUAACGUUAGGAUGUGACUAUAACUGAAUCAAUUCUACCUCCAAGAAACAAACACGAAACAUAACCAUCGAUGUAUAGAAAAAUUACUCGUACACCAUCAGAAAAAGAGACGCAUCUAAACGAAUGUUUGCUUCGUUUUAAAAUACGAGAUGUAGUUUUUGUCUCUUUGUGACGGUUAGGUAUUGUUUUAUAGGCAUGGGCCCUUAUAUAAUCCACACAGGCGAGUAAAAACAUCAGUUUCCAUGAUUUUUAUCAACAUUUUUAAAAAAAGGUUUAAUACAUAUAAUUGUUUUUAUAUGAAACAGAAAAGGAAUUUUCCUAAAGUUAUAUAAUAUAUUGUACUUAUUCAUGGCUGCUAGGAUUUUCACGCAUAAACAGAAAAAAUGUAGAAUAAACACUACAGUUUAUUCAAGUGACUGAAUGAGCUAUUAUAGCUUUUUGGCAUUUGGCUCUAUGGAGUAAUACAAAUUAACAAGCUGAUGUUAAAUAGAACAGACUUAAUAGGAGCAUCGUCACAGCAUGAUGCUGCCACCACGUUUUACUGUAGAGACGGUGUGUUAGGGUAGCAUUUAGGUCAAACACUUGACCUUUGGAACAUCCUUUACAUGUGUGCUGUAUCCUCUGUAUGGCUUGCAACAAACUGCAGAUUGGACAAUUUAUGGCUCUUUUUUUUUGUUAGCAGUAGUAAGUCUUUGCUCACAAACUGUAAUUUUAAAACCUUUUCCUCCUAACAUGGGUGAUUGUGUAGAGCUCCUUCAGUUUUCACACCAUAACUGGUCAUUUUCUAAGCAAUGGGACACAUUGAUAUAGGUACUUGGCCCAUACCUAUUUGUUAGGCUUUUGGUGCUUACAUAUUUGUCUUAAAUUGUAAUUUAUUAGUUAUUUAAGCGAUGUCUCAAAGACCUAUAGACCCUGUUGUCAGACAUGCUAUGA
This is a messenger RNA of Poecilia reticulata (guppy), 4653 nucleotides long. RefSeq names its product klotho (gene kl). Gene Ontology annotation, biological process: fibroblast growth factor receptor signaling pathway; carbohydrate metabolic process. The record is from RefSeq and is a predicted model, not a curated record. Gene Ontology annotation, molecular function: hydrolase activity, hydrolyzing O-glycosyl compounds; fibroblast growth factor binding; fibroblast growth factor receptor binding. Lineage: Eukaryota; Metazoa; Chordata; Actinopteri; Cyprinodontiformes; Poeciliidae.